Molecule: messenger RNA, 664 nt
Organism: Musca vetustissima
Lineage: Eukaryota; Metazoa; Arthropoda; Insecta; Diptera; Muscidae
Gene: opm
Product: transmembrane emp24 domain-containing protein 5
Exons: 1
Coding region: 37-660 (207 amino acids)
Biological process (GO): Golgi organization; intracellular protein transport; endoplasmic reticulum to Golgi vesicle-mediated transport
Cellular component (GO): endoplasmic reticulum-Golgi intermediate compartment; endoplasmic reticulum; Golgi apparatus
Source: RefSeq, a predicted model, not a curated record
CUGCUGGCGGCUGUGGUUGAUUCAUACGACAAGGAAAUGACUGUUCACAUCGAUGCGGGAAAGAAAGAAUGCUAUUUUCAUCCUGUCAAAGCCGGCGAAACCAUCGAUAUUGAAUAUCAGGUAAUAGACGGUGGCCACGGAGAUUUGGAUAUUAGUUUUUCGUUGGCUGAUCCCAUUGGACUGAUAAUUGUUAGCGAUUUUAAGAAACCAGAGAAUAUACAUCGUCAUGAUGUCCAAAAGGAGGGUGACUAUCGUUUCUGUUUCGACAACACCUUCAGUACAUUCAAUAGAAAGACGGUCUUCUUUGAAUUGAUUGUCGAAAAGGAGGGUGAACAAAAUUUGGGCGAUGAUCAGUGGAAUGAUGUAUUCGAGGGUUUAACACCAGAAGAAUUCUAUGACAUGAAAGUACAAGAUAUUAUGGAUUACAUAGGGCGUAUUCGCAUGCAAAUGACUAAAGCGCGACAGAUCCAGGAUAUGUUAAGGUCGCAUGAGGCACGCGAUCGUAAUUUGGCUGAAUCGAAUUUCAUUAAAGUGAAUACAUGGUCAUUGUUUCAAAUUUGCGCCAUGAUUGCUGUGGGUUUGUUACAAGUUUUCCUGGUGCGCAGUAUAUUCGAUACGAAUACCCGCAUGAGUAAAUUAUGGCAACGCAUGCAUCUGUGAAAUU